CGCGUCCCCUUCUGGAAGAAGGGGUUUAAUGGAGAGCUGCAGCUCAUUGGAUAGCGCGAGAAGCGCCCCAAGAACGCAGUGGAAGGCGCCCAGGCACAACCUCCAGACUGGAGCGCACGCGUAGCCCCUAGCAACGCCGUCCGGAAGAACCACAGAGACACGACCCGUGAGUGCAGAGUGGCCGCUCGGGGACAGCGAGGAGCGGAGAGCUAGAGUGGCCUAUUGUCACGUGGGCGGCCGCGCGGAGGCGGGACUUCCGACAACCAGGUAUUUUCUUUCCGGUUGUUGGUUUCUGCCGGCCCCUCCCCGACUGGGCCCUGCGCCCCCUCCCCCCCGCGGCCCCCCGCCGCCGGGCCGCCGCCACUAUGAAGAAAUUCUUCCAGGAGAUCAAAGCCGACAUCAAGUUCAAGAGCGCGGGCCCGGGUCAGAAGCUCACGGAGUCGGUGGGGGAGAAGGCCCCCAAAGAAAAGCCCACUCAACCAACCCUCAGGCAACCCCGCCAAGGCCCCACCGAUGAGGCACAGAUGGCGGCUGCGGCGGCCCUGGCCAGGCUUGAGCAGAAGCAGCCCAGAGCCAGGGGGCCCACAUCUCAGGACUCCAUCCGGAAUCAGGUGAGAAAGGAACUGCAGGCUGAAGCCACUGUCAGUGAGAGCCUGGAGGCCCCAGGGACUAACGUGGUGCCUGAGCCCAGAGGAGAAGUCUCCACCCACCUAACUGUGCCUGGAGUGUACUUCACCUGCCCACUCACAGGCACCACUCUGAGGAAAGACCAGCGCGAAGCCUGUGUCAGAGAAGCCAUUCUCUCGCACUUCUCCACUGACCCGGUGGCCGCCUCCAUCAUGAAGAUCCACACCUUCAACAAGGACCGGGACAGGGUGAAGCUGGGCGUGGACACUAUCGCCAAGUACCUGGACAAUAUCCACCUGCACCCUGAGGAGGAGAAGUAUCGCAAGAUAAAGCUGCAGAACAAGGUGUUCCAAGAGCGUAUUAACUGCCUAGAAGGGACCCACGAGUUCUUUGAGGCCAUCGGCUUCCAGAAGACAUUGCUCCCGGUUCCCAAUCAGGAGGACCCAGAAGAGUUUUACGUGUUGAGCGAGGCUGCCUUGGCCCAGCCACAGAACCUGGAGAGGCACAAGGAGCAGCUGCUGAGCGCUGAGCCCGUGCGCGCCACCCUGGCCCGCCAGCGCCGGGUCUUCCGGCCCUCGCCCCUGGCCUCCCAGUUUGACCUGCCAGGGGAUUUCUUCAACCUCAGCUCCGAGGAGAUCAAGCGGGAGCAGAGGCUGAGGUCUGAGGCUGUGGAGCGGCUGAGCGUACUGCGGACCAAGGCCAUGCGGGAGAAGGAGGAGCAGAGAGAGAUGCGCAAAUACACGUACACGCUGCUCCGUGUGCGCUUCCCUGACGGGUGCCUCCUCCAGGGAACCUUCUAUGCCAGAGAACGGAUGGCGACUCUUUACGGGUUUGUCCGGGAGGCCUUGCAGAACGACUGGCUGCCUUUUGAUCUGCUGGCCUCGGGUGGGCAAAAGCUGCUGGAGGAUGAGAACUUGGCCUUCAAUGAGUGUGGGCUGGUGCCCUCAGCUCUCCUGACCUUCUCCUGGGACGCGGCUGUGCUAGAGGACAUCAGGGCAGCAGGGGCCCAGCCGGACUCUGCCAUCCUGAAACCCGAGCUCCUGUCUGCCAUCGAGCAGCUCGCGUGAAAUAAAAGCAGGGUUGGCU
Messenger RNA from Condylura cristata (star-nosed mole), 1713 nucleotides. It is a transcript of the gene UBXN6, whose product is annotated as UBX domain protein 6. Lineage: Eukaryota; Metazoa; Chordata; Mammalia; Eulipotyphla; Talpidae. Gene Ontology annotation, molecular function: protein binding. The transcript is spliced from 12 exons. The coding region runs from base 366 to 1694 and encodes 442 amino acids. Gene Ontology annotation, cellular component: cytoplasm. The record is from RefSeq and is a predicted model, not a curated record.